This is a messenger RNA of Ipomoea nil (Japanese morning glory), 1044 nucleotides long. RefSeq lists its product as uncharacterized. The transcript has a single exon. The coding region runs from base 1 to 1044 and encodes 347 amino acids. Lineage: Eukaryota; Viridiplantae; Streptophyta; Magnoliopsida; Solanales; Convolvulaceae. The record is from RefSeq and is a predicted model, not a curated record.
AUGGUAUUCGACAGUUACGCACUGCUGAAGUCAAUGGUGACCCACCAUAAUCUACGUACGCAUAUACAUUUCACGACGUUGUGCAAAAGGGCGAAUUAUUGGAAGGCAGGAUGUUUGUAUCCCCAACAGUGUAAGUGGAUGAUUUCAGCCGGCCAGAUUUCCAACACGGAAAAGUGGAAAGUCAAAAAGUAUCAUGCGGAGCACACAUGUGGGGUUGAUUAUACGAAAGGGGGAGCGGACUACAACCUAACGAGCAGGGUCAUAGCCGAUUACAUUCUAUCUAAAAUUGAAGGGGAUCCCCAAUACAAGAUAAAAUAUAUUAUCAAUGAUGUUCAUGGACACUGGGGUGUGCGUGUUGGGUACAAUAAGGCGUGGUAUGUCAAGGUUCUUGCGUUGGAGAAUCUGUACGGGAAGUGGGAUGAGUCGUACAAUAUAAUGCCAAAACUUCUUCUGGCUAUACAACAAACGAACCCCGGAUCUGUUGUUGAUUUUGAAUUAGUGGCCACACCAACAACGCAUGAGUUUGCGUUCAAGUACGCAUUUUGGGCACUUAAGCCCGCUUUGGACGGGUUUAAAUAUUGCUUGCCCAUUCUUACCAUUGACGGUACGCAUCUUUACGGGAAGUACGGAGGCUAUCUAUUGCUAGCGGUUGGCUACAAUGCUAACAAAGAGAUCUAUCCGGUUGCGUACUCGGUAGUUGACGCUGAGACCGGGGAUAGUUGGACGUGGUUCCUGAAAUUGUUUGUAACACAUGUGUUUGGGGAUCGCGAACACAUAUGCAUUAUAUCUGACCGUCACCUCGGGAUUGACGCGGCAUUUCGCACCGUUGACGAAUUGCGCGAGCCAAGGGUACAACGACAAUACUGCCUCCGGCAUCUACGGUCCAAUGUAAUGACGAAAUUCAAAAACAAAGAAUUAAACAGUUUGGUUUGGCAAGCGGGGUGUGCACCUGAUGAGAGGGGUUUUAAUUCGACAAUGCGCACAAUUCGGACUGUUGAUGAGGCGGCAUACAAUUAUCUGAACGAGAUACCGCCGCGGUUUUAG